This is a messenger RNA of Parascedosporium putredinis, 423 nucleotides long. The record is from the annotation of a GenBank genome assembly. Lineage: Eukaryota; Fungi; Ascomycota; Sordariomycetes; Microascales; Microascaceae.
AUGGUAACGGGUAGGCCAGCCGCCCACCACCAAUGGCAACGCGAUGCGGACAUACUGGACCUCGGACGGCUGCACUUCCUCCCCCGACAACCCCUUGGCUUCCCGUUCGUCCCCGCCUGCAACCGCCACGACUUCGGAUACCACAACUACCGCAACCAGGUUCGCUUCACUCAGAGCAACAGGCUCAAGAUUGACAACAACUUCAAGACCGACUUGUACUACCAGUGCGAGAGCGUGUCGUCUCUCACUCGGGGACUCUGCCGGGCCCUUGCAGAUGUGUACUACUCUGCCGUCCGCGCCUUUGGUGGAGGCGACGCUACUCCUGGAAAGAGGGACGAGGACUUGGUUCAGGCGUACCAGGAUGCCGUCGCUGUCUACGAGGAGCUUGUCGCUGAGGCGCGCGCUCGAGGAGAUAUCGCGUAA